UUUGACAAACUUCCUUUUCACUUUUCAUGGUCCAACAACUUCCCAUUAAAGAGAUGCACUUUUGCCUUUCCUCUUAAGUCUUACCACUCACUCACUCACUAUAACAAAAUAAUUCCCAUACACAUUGAUAGUGUGGUAAGUGUAUCUAACAGAAACUAAGAGAUUGAAUAUCAAUGAUGAAGCAUUUUGCUUGGUUAUUUCUUUUGGCCAUUUUGGUCCAUCAAGAGUGUUUCAAUAUCAAUGUAGAAGCUGCUGGUGAUGGUUUUGUCAGAACAAGAGGCAUUCACUUUAUGUUAAAUGGAAAUCCUUACUAUGCAAAUGGCUUUAAUGCUUACUGGUUAAUGUAUACAGCUUCUGAUCCAUCUCAGAGAUUCAAGGUUUCUAAUGCUUUCCGUGAAGCAACUAGUCAUGGACUUACUGUUGCUAGAACUUGGGCUUUCAGUGAUGGUGGUUAUAGUCCUUUGCAAUAUUCUCCUGGCUUCUACAAUGAACAAAUGUUUAAGGGAUUGGAUUUUGUUAUAUCUGAGGCUAGAAAGCAUGGGAUUAAGCUGAUACUGAGCUUGGUGAACAAUUAUGAGAGUUUUGGAGGGAAGAAGCAGUAUGUGAACUGGGCUAGAAGUAAUAAUGGACAGUAUUUGACAUCAGAUGAUGAUUUCUUUAGGAACCCUGUUGUUAAAGGUUUCUACAUCAAUCAUGUUAAGACUGUUCUUAACAGGUACAACAGUUUUACUGGAAUUCAUUAUAAAGAUGAUCCAACAAUCAUGGCAUGGGAGCUUAUGAAUGAACCUAGGUGUACAUCAGAUCCUUCAGGAAGGACUAUUCAGGGUUGGAUCACGGAAAUGGCUUCUUUAGUGAAGUCCAUUGACAGGAAUCACUUAUUGGAAGCUGGACUUGAAGGGUUUUAUGGCCAAUCAACACCACAAAGGACCAAAUUUAAUCCUACUAUUAACAACAUUGGGACAGACUUCAUUGCCAACAAUCGCAUCCCAGGCAUCGAUUUUGCAACCGUUCAUUGUUAUCCCGACCAAUGGGUACAAAGUUCAAAUGAACAAGAUCAGCUAUCAUUUUUGAACAACUGGCUUAGUGCUCAUUUCCUAGACGCACAAUAUGCACUAAAAAAACCAAUUCUAGUUGCAGAAUUUGGAAAAUCAUUUAAAGAUUCAGGUUUCAGUAGUAACCAGAGAGAUCAACUUUUCAAUACCGUGUACUACAAGAUAUAUGCGUCUGCGAAAAGAGGCGGUCCUGCGAGUGGAGCAUUGUUCUGGCAACUUCUUACAGAAGGAAUGGAAUCUUUCGACGAUGGCUAUGGAAUAUUGCUUGGUCAGAGUACUUCUACCGCUAAUGUCAUUGCUCAGCAAUCUCAUAAACUAUACCUUAUUCGGAAGAUUUAUGCAAAGAUCGCUAAUGAACGACGAUGGAAAAGAGCUAGAUUUAACGGAAGAAGGUCUUCACGCGAUGGUGGAAAUAGAGGAGGACAAAUUGGGUUUUGAAAUUGGACUUUGGACUAGUAGUUACUUAUUAUUUGUGUUGUGUUGGGAAGACAUUUACAAAGUAUAGGUUUCUCUCUUUGAGAUGAAUCGGAAUGUUUUUACGUCCAAGAGGGUAACUAAAUUAUAUAUACAUGUUUUUAUCGCCAUGUUAUGCUUUCGGCUUCACGUUUGUUUAUUAGAGAAAGCUGAGGCUGCUUGAGUUUUUCUUUUGCAUCUACUUGUGUUUUGGUUAUCUAACAAGCACAGUAAUGUUGUGUAAUAGUACUGUUAGUUUUAUUACAUGUUUUUCUUGAUCUUAA
Messenger RNA from Medicago truncatula (barrel medic), 1789 nucleotides. Its product is annotated as mannan endo-1,4-beta-mannosidase 7. The record is from RefSeq and is a predicted model, not a curated record. Bases 174 to 1490 code for a protein of 438 amino acids. Gene Ontology annotation, biological process: polysaccharide catabolic process. Gene Ontology annotation, molecular function: mannan endo-1,4-beta-mannosidase activity. NCBI's taxonomy places the organism in Eukaryota, Viridiplantae, Streptophyta, Magnoliopsida, Fabales, Fabaceae. The transcript is spliced from 5 exons.